UGCAAAUAUUAUUUUUUAUCAAUUAUUUGAUUUUUUAUAUUAAUGUCAUGAUUUACUGUGUGUGAAAAUAAUAUUGUAUAAAGUAUAUAACAAAUACAUGUAUUAAUUGUACGUAGUUACAGAACGAGGUAUUUAAAUUCUAACAGAUUUGUGUUGCUGAAUCUCUACUUAAUAAUCCUACUGAGUUAAAAUAUAAGUAGACAUUGGUAGUUUCUUUUUUGCAGAACAGGUAAAAUAAAGUUGUUAGUAAUUGAAGACUAUUGUGCUUGGACUCUUCAAAAGUAUCAGCGGAUGUGUGUCGGAUUCACCAAAAUUGCAGAAAUGGAGAUUGGCUUAGCAGUUGGUGGUGCGUUUCUCUCUUCAGCUUUGAAUGUUCUCUUUGAUAGGCUUGCUCCUCAGGGUGAGCUGCUCAAGAUGUUUCAGAAGAAUAAGCAUGAUGUUCGGGUCUUAAAGAAGCUGAGAAUGACUUUGCUUGGCCUUCAGGCUGUGCUAAGUGAUGCAGAGAAUAAGCAGACAUCAAAUCGACACGUGAGCCAGUGGCUUAUUGAGCUUCGCGAUGCUGUGGACGGCGCUGAAAACUUAAUAGAAGAAGUCAAUUAUGAAGCUUUGAGGCUUAAGGUUGAAGGUCAACAACAAAAUCUUGCAGAAACAAAAGUAAGUGACCUCAACCUGUGCUUGAGUGAUGAUGUCUUUCUUAACAAAAAGGAGAAGUUGGAAGACACUAUUGAAACGUUGGAGGAUUUGCAAAAGCAAAUUGGUCUUCUUGGCUUAAAGGAGCAUUUUGCUUCAACUAAACAAGAAACUAGAAGAUUUUCAACUUCUUUGGUUGAUGAAUCUGGUGUCUUUGGUAGGCAGAAUGAAAUAGAGGAUUUGAUUGACCGUUUAUUGUCUAAGGAUGAAAAUGGAGAAAAUUUGACUGUAGUUCCUAUUGUUGGAAUGGGCGGCCUUGGUAAGACAACACUUGCUAAAGCAGUUUACAAUGAUGAGAGGGUGAAAGACCAUUUUGAAUUGAAAGCUUGGUUUUGUGUCUCUGAGCAAUAUGAUGCUAUCAGAAUAACAAAAGGGUUGCUUCAAGAAAUUGGUUUGGUGGUUGAUGACAAUCUUAAUCAGUAACAAGUCAAAUUGAAGGAAAGCCUAAAGGGAAAAAGGUUUCUUGUUGUCCUUGAUGACGUGUGGAAUGAUAACUAUAAUGAAUGGGAUGACCUGAGAAAUCUUUUUGUACAAGGAAAUAUAGGAAGUAAGAUCAUUGUAACAACACGUAAGGAGAGUGUUGCUUUGAUGAUGGGAAAUAAGCAAAUUAGCAUGAGCAAUUUGUCUAUUGAAGUCUCAUGGUCUUUAUUCAAAAGGCAUGAAUUUAAAAACAUGGAUCCUAUGGGACAUCCGGAACUUGAAGAGGUCGGAAAACAAAUUGCAGCUAAGUGCAAAGGACUGCCCUUAGCUCUGAAGACGCUCGCUGGCAUGUUACGCUCCAAAUCAGUGGUUGAAGGGUGGAAACUUAUUUUGAGAAGUGAAAUAUGGGAGCUACCAGUCAACAGCAUAUUACCAGCUUUGAUGUUGAGCUACAAUGAUCUUCCCCCACAUUUAAAGCGGUGUUUUUCCUAUUGUGCAAUAUUUCCCAAAGAUUAUCCAUUUAGCUUAGAACAAGUUAUUCAUUUGUGGAUUGCUAAUGGUCUUAUACCACAGGAAGAUGAAACAAUUCAAGAUUCAGGCAACCAAUACUUUCUCGAGUUGAGAUCAAGAUCAUUAUUCGAAAAGGUCCCAAAUCCUUCUCAAGGGAAUACACAGAAAUUCUUAAUGCAUGACCUUGUCAAUGAUUUAGCCCAAAUUACAUCUUCAAAACUUUGUAUUAGGUUGGAGGAGAGCCAAGGAUCUCAUAUGUUGGAAAAAAGUCGACAAUUAUCAUAUUCAACGGGUUAUUCAGGUGACUUUGAGAAAUUGACACCCCUCUACAAGUUGGAGCAGCUGAGGACGUUGCUUCCAAUCAAUAUCCAAGAGUAUACACAUAUUUAUCUAAGCAAGAGGGUUCUGCAUAACAUACUUCCAACACUAGGAUCCUUAAGGGCAUUAUCAUUGUCUCAUUACAAGAUUAAGGAGUUGCCAGAUGACUUGUUUGUCAAAUUAAAGCUCCUGAGAUUUUUGGACCUUUCUUGGACAAUGAUUAGAAUGUUGCCAAAUUCCAUUUGUGUAUUGUAUAACUUAGGGACACUUCUCCUGUCAUCUUGUAAAGAUCUUGAGGAGUUACCUCUGCAGAUGGAAAAGCUAAUCAACUUGCGUCAUCUUGACAUAAGCAACACUUCUCGCUUGAAGAUGCCACUACAUCUGAGCAAGUUGAAAAGCCUCCAAGUGCUAGUGGGAGCCAAGUUUCUUCUAGGUGGUUUGAGGAUGGCCGAUUUGGGUGAAGCACAUAACUUGUAUGGAUCUCUAUCAAUUCUAGAGUUGCAAAAUGUAGUUGAUAGAAGGGAAGCUCUGAAGGCAAAGAUAAGGGAAAAGAAUCAUGUUGAGAAGUUAUGUUUGGAGUGGAGUGAAAGUAUUGCCGACAAUUCACAAACUGAAAGAGAGAUACUUAAUGAGCUACACCCACACACAAACAUAAAAGAACUCCAAAUCAACGGAUAUAGAGGGACACAAUUUCCAAAUUGGCUAGCUGAUCAUUUGUGUCUUAAGCUGCUAGUACAAUUGUCUCUUAGCAACUGCAAGUGCUGUUUUUCCUUGCCAGCACUAGGACAACUUCCUUCUUUGAAAUUCCUUUCCAUUAGAAGGAUGCAUCGAAUAACUGCAGUGAUGGAAGAAUUCUAUGGUAGUUUGUCCUCCAAAAAGCCCUUUAACUCUCUUGAGAAGCUUGAAUUUGCAGAGAUGCCGGAGUGGAAGCAGUGGCACGUACCAGGGAAUGGAGAGUUUCCUACACUUCAGAACCUUUCAAUUAAAAAUUGCCCUGAACUCAGGUUGGAGACACCUAUCCAACUUUCAAGUUUAAAACAGUUUAAGGUUAAUGGUUCUCCUAAAGUUGUUCUCUUUGAUGACGCUGAACUAUUUACAUCCCAACUUCAGGAAAUGAAACAGAUUGUUAGAUUAUCUAUUACUGAUUGUAACUCUCUUGCCUCUUUACCUAUUAGCAUUCUGCCCAGUACCUUGAAGAGAAUAAAGAUAUCUCGUUGUCGGAAAUUGAAAUUGGAGAGGCCAGUUGGUUAUUGUGACAUGUUUCUAGAGGAAUUGAAACUGGUUGAUUGUGAUUCUAUAGCCGAUACAUCAUCACCUGAGUAUGAGUUGGUCCCAAGAGCACGCGAAUUGAAUGUAAGUAGUUGCCACAGCCUUACUAGGUUUUUGAUACCUACCGCGACUGGAGGACUCGAAAUUUGGGAUUGUGAGAAUCUUGAAAUACUUUUGAUGGCAGGUGGAACUCAGAUAACUUCAUUGUUUAUUUGGGAUUGCGAGAAGCUGAAGCGGCUGCCAGAACAUAUGCAGGAACUCCUUCCAUCUCUUAUGAGACUGACACUGGGGAAUUGUCCAGAAAUAAAGUCCUUUCCUGAAGGAGGAUUGCCCUUCAAUUUACAAGUCCUUCGGAUUUUCAAUUGCAAGAAACUGGUGAACGGUCGAAAGGAGUGGCAUUUACAGAGACUUCACUGUCUCAGAAUGUUAGUAAUCGAACAUGAUGGCAGCGACGAAGAGAUUCUUGCUGAUGAGAAUUGGGAGUUGCCUUGCUCUGUUCGAACUCUUCGCAUAUCCAAUCUGAAGACAUUAAACAGUCAAAUUCUCAAAAGCCUCACCUCUCUUGAAUCUCUACAUAUUGGUAAUUUACCUCAAAUUCAGUCACUGUUGGAAGAAGGGCUUCCCCCCUCCCUUUCCAUGCUGCAUGUAUGGAAUUUCCCUAAUCUCCAAGCCCUUCCAGUAAAACGGUUACCCUCUUCCCUCUCUACACUAUAUAUUGACAACUGCCCAUUGCUCAAACCACUACUAGAAUUUAACAAGGGGGAGUACUGGCCAAAAAUUGCUCAUAUUUCCACAAUAUAUAUCGAUGGGGAAUACCUGUGAUGAUUAAAACGAAAUGUGUUCUCACAAAUGAGUUGUUCAAUCAAUUUACAGAAUCAUUAAGAAGUGCACAAAUGCUUGAAAAAUGAAAUCUCCAUUUCACAAUCAGGAAUUCAUCAAUAUGUGAACUACGUAUAUAUCAUUGGCGUAGUCUCCAAGUGCCUCCAGAACCAUUAGACUGCCCUCUUCCAUGUCUGAACUAUGUAUUUCCUACUGCCUGUUGCUCGAAUCACGUCUAGAAUCUGAUAAAGGGGAUUACUUGACAUAAAUUGAUUGUAUUUCCUACAUCAAGAUUGAUCGGGAAUACCUGUGAUGAUUAAAAUGGAGUAUGGUAGAAUUCCUCAGCACGGUCAUUCAUGAAUCAUGUGGCUCAGCGAAAGGUUUCCUGUUGGGGUUUCCGACCCUCCAGGUCUCCACCUACUUGUGGAAUAGGGGUGUUUCCUUGAUAUUAAGGUGUCAAGGCGGUCGAAGGUCACAAGUGGAAGCAACCAAUGCUUUGGUCAUUCGAUUGGCUCCUUGCUACCAGUCCGCGCUUGUUGUCACGCUGGCGGAAGCCAAAAUUCUUCUGAUCAGUUCGGUGCAAUCACUUUGAUCCUGCCACCCAAAAUUCUAAAUAUGGACUGAAAACUUUGGAGGUUAUGAAGUUCCGUUGAUCAAAUUAUUUCCAUUCUCAAUCUCGGGUGGCACCUCAGAAGUGAGAACUAGGGGAAAGGCAAUGAAGUGUAUCCCUUUUGGAAUGAAUUCAAGAUUAAGGGCAGCCCGGUGCACUAAAGCUCCAGCAAUGCCCAGUGCCGGUAACAAGGAUCUAUUGUACACGUCUUAACCUGCAUUUUUGUUGGAGGUUGUUUCCACGGCUUGAUUGGAUAACCAAAAAGGAUUUAUGUACGUUUCAGUUACCAAGAUGCUUAUAUUUGUGGUGGUAGACCUUUGGCUUGUUAUUGUUAAUCUUAUAUUCUGGUUAAUUGUUUUUAGUUGUGAUUUAUACAUUCACUUUUGUAAACAAUUCCUUGGUUUCUUAACCUGUGUAAAGGGGACAUUAAGGUAUAAUUAAGGUUAAUUGAGUUUGUUUCUUCACACUA
This is a messenger RNA of Capsicum annuum, 5105 nucleotides long. Its product is annotated as putative disease resistance protein At3g14460. Gene Ontology annotation, molecular function: ADP binding. The record is from RefSeq and is a predicted model, not a curated record. The transcript is spliced from 5 exons. Gene Ontology annotation, biological process: defense response to other organism. Lineage: Eukaryota; Viridiplantae; Streptophyta; Magnoliopsida; Solanales; Solanaceae.